CUUGAACAGUGGCAAGUUGCAUGCAUGGAGAUAGAUAAAACAAAAGAGGUUGUUCUGAGAUGUGCUAUAAUCAUGGUUGGCCUACCAGCCAGAGGAAAGACCUACAUGUCAAAAAAGUUGGCCAGGUAUCUCAACUGGAUUGGAUACAGAGCCAAAGUUUUCAACGUUGGUGAAGCCAGAAGACAAGAAAUCCCCACUUCCAUCAAUAAUGCUGACUUUUUUAGGGCUGACAAUUCAGAUGCCAUUGAAAUGAGAAACAAAUGUGCAAUGAGUGUGCUGCAGCAGAUGUUGCAGUGGAUGAAAGAUUCUGGACCAUCUAUUGGGAUUUAUGAUGCCACAAACUCAACGAAAGCUCGAAGAAGGUUGAUACUGGAGCACCUGAUGGCUGUCCACAACGUGAAUAUCUUGUUUGUCGAGUCAUUAUGUGAUGAUCCUGAUGUCAUUGAAACCAACAUUAAGGAUGUUAAAAUAAUGAGCCCGGAUUAUGAGAAUGUGAGUCGAGAGCAGGCUGUAGAGGACUUCAAGCAAAGAAUUAAAUAUUAUGAAAGGUCUUACGAGCCUCUUGACAUUGACUAUGAUAAAAACAUCUCCUUCCUGAAAAUAUUCAACCUAGGCUCAAAAUUUAUUGCCAAUAAAAUAAAAAGCCACAUGCAGUCUCGCAUCAUCUAUUACUUCAUGAACAUAAGUGUUCUUCCUCGAGUCAUUUACAUCACCAGGGCAGGUGAAACCAAUGGUAACAUGAUGGGUCUGGUCGGUGGGGAUGAUGACCUCUCUGAUCGGGGCAUUCAGUAUGCAAGAUCUUUGGCAGAAUUCAUAGACCGCAACAACAUGAAAGACAUCGUCGUAUGGAGCAGUCUGAUGAGGAGUGCAUUGAAGACGUGUGACACCUUGAAACCAUUCGUUGCUACGGUAUCCAGGUUGAAGGCUCUCAAUGAGCUCGAUAAUGGUUCGUUUGAAGGCCUGACCCAGGAAGAUAUAAGAUGCAGAUUUCCUGAGGAGUAUACCCUGAGGGAAAAUGAUAAAUAUUAUUACAGAUACCCAUCUGGAGAGUCGUACCAAGACCUCGUGGUUCGAUUGGAGCCCAUCAUUAUGGAGUUGGAAAAGGUAUCGAAUGUGAUGGUGGUGUGCCAUCAAGCUGUCGCCAGAUGUCUCCUUGCCUAUCUCUUAGAUGAGCCAAGAGAAGAUGUGCCCUACUUGGACGUGCCACUCCACACCGUCUUUAAGCUCACACCUCACGCAUACGGUUGCAAGGUUGAUAGGAUUUCUUUCAACAUCCCUGCCGUCAACAACUACAGACCCAAACCAAAAGGCUUGGUCUCCGUGACAUCAUUUGAUGAGAGUAGAUUGAGAAGAAAGAUGAGUUACUCCAGUUUAACGCCAACAUCAACAACAAAAUUGUAAAAACAAAACUUUAAACAUUUUUUUAAUCCGUUUCAAUUGUUAGUAUCAUCUGUACUGGAAUAUAAAAUGUAAAUAAUAUAUUUUAAUAUUAUUAUUUAUUUGAAUUAAUUACAACAAUUGUUUAAAUUAAUUUGUACAAUACUCUGCGUUAUUUAAUGAUUUUAAAUCUUCCAAUUCACAAUCAGUUCAGUUGUCAGCAUUUUACGUGCACACAUUUUAAUGUUAUAACUUCUACUAUGUAUGAACUAUUUACUCAUAUCUAACAUGCCAUAUUCCGCUUUAGUUUCUCUUUAAAUGUUCAUUCUGUUCGAACUGUUGCUAUGAGUUCAGUUAAAAUUUCAUAUACAGUUUAAUGUCUGUCAAUUUAAAAAUGUUGUAAAUUGGAAUAUUAAAAAAAUUCAUCAGCUAUGGAAAAUCGUAAGAAAUAGUGGAAGUUAUAAAAGACAGUCAGUCAGACAGCGAGGAACUAAUAAUGGAAGAAUGCAGAUCAGAAAAACUCUAGGUUAGGUUGUGUCAUCUGAAGUUGAUCAAAUGAAAAUUACUAUUAAAAUAGAAAGACAAGUUACAUGGUGAAAAAAGGAUAAAAAUAAAAGUUGUAGCCUGCUAAAUGAGUCAGUUGCUUAUGCAGCUGCUAAUUAUUUUUGGACUGAUAAAAUAAGGAAAUAUUGAGAACAGAACAAGGCAUGCGGUGUGGUAUGAUGGUAACGCUAUUGACGAGUUGAUAAUUGACUGAAUGGCGAAAUGAUAUUGCAUUGGCGUACCAGAGUUUUAGAGCUCAUUGCCUUUUUCUCAUUUUAAAAAGUAGUAAUAGGUUGUUUUUGCAUUUUUUUUUAAAGAAAGUUCAACGUUUUUGUAUUUUAUAUAAUGUUCAUACUGUAGAAUAGAAAUAUACCGAUGUAAUUUUUAUAGUUGAAAGUUUUGGAUCUCUCUCUCUCUCCCUUCUCUCUUUUGAAAUAUAUCCGCAAUUGUUUUUCUAAUAAUUAGUUAGGACAAUUUAUUUCGUUAAUUAGGACAUUUAACUUGUUCAUUCAAUUGUUAUCAUCACUUCUUCUUUUACUGUCACAGCCGUUGUUCACCAUUCAACGAAAAUUUUGUACAUAAAUUACGUUUUAUUUUAAAAUUUCAUUUUAUUGUCUCUCGUUAUUAAAGAAGAACAGUUCCGGUGUAUUUACGAUUUACCACCCAUUAUAUUCUUAACCAUCUGUUUUAAAUUUAUUACUUUUUGUAUUAAAACGUAAAUUUGUUUGUAAGAAAAACUCCAACAUGCGAUGAAUAUAAUGUAAAUUUGUUUCAACGAAAAAUGUAUCCUACCGUGUU
This is a messenger RNA of Helobdella robusta, 2718 nucleotides long. RefSeq lists its product as hypothetical. The transcript is spliced from 13 exons. Gene Ontology annotation, biological process: fructose metabolic process; fructose 2,6-bisphosphate metabolic process. Gene Ontology annotation, molecular function: ATP binding; fructose-2,6-bisphosphate 2-phosphatase activity; 6-phosphofructo-2-kinase activity. Gene Ontology annotation, cellular component: cytosol. The coding region runs from base 25 to 1401 and encodes 458 amino acids. NCBI's taxonomy places the organism in Eukaryota, Metazoa, Annelida, Clitellata, Rhynchobdellida, Glossiphoniidae. The record is from RefSeq and is a predicted model, not a curated record.